AUGUACUCUUCUUUGUAUAUCCGCUUGACAAUGUUCACCGUCAAUCAACAUCCUCAUGGUCCUUAUGUUAGGUCAUCCUCUUCAUUCGUCCCACCGCCUUACGGACAUUAUGCACCGCCACCGCCACCGCCACCACCACCACCUCCUCCUUUCCCGUCCACAUUUCAAAUGGAACAUAAAAUGGAAGCUAAACGUCUGUUAUCGGAGGAGAAUUUCACUCUUUCUCUUCGAUCGGAGGAGGGGGAAUUCUCUGAUGACAAAGAAUCUGUGUGGUCGGAUAGGACAGGAUCGAUAUGGUUUGGGCAAAGGAGACCUACUUGGCUAGAAAAUACAGUGCCAGCGUGGUCAAAUCCAGAACCACCUAUCUGGUCGGACCAUAAACAAUUUGUGCCAUUGGAGCCUGAAGCACCGAAAACUUUGGAUCAAGAACAAUUUCAGUGGAUGGAGCAGAUCGCUCCUGAAUGGCCGAAACAGCAGCCAUCUUUUAAUCAUUUUGAACAGGAAAUACCUCUGUGGUCGGACCAGGAAAACCUAUUGUCGUUGGAACAGGAUCUUCCUUCGUGGUCCACUGUAGAGUAUCCAGUAUGGCUGGAACAUAAGCAACCUGUGUGGCUGGAAAAUCAGUUGCCUGUGCAGCCUCAGCAGAACAAUCAUUUGUGGUCGGAACUGAAGUCACGUCCUUCAUGGUUGGGUCAGGAGGUCCCUAGAUGGUCAGAAGAACAAUUAAUCUUGUCAGCACAAGAAGAACAAACUACUUCUCAUAUAGGAGGUAGCUGGUGCCUCCAAGACAGCUCUGUUUGGUCAAAUCAGAAAGAGCAAACUUGGCCAACACAUGAACAGACUGGGUUGAGCGAGUAUAAAAUGUUAUCGAGUUUUGAGCACGAAGGACAGUUCUGGCCAAAUCUGAAAUCCAUAUGGUCGAACAAAGAGUUUCCUAUAUGGUCAGAACAGGAUACAUUCUCGAACCAGGAAGAUUCGGAGUGGUCGAUUGACAAAGAGGCCACUUGGACGCAGGGGCCUACUUGGUGGCAACCACCAAAAUCGUCCAUUUGGUCACAGGAAAAGCGAACUACUUGUUCGGAGCAGAAACGCUCCAUCUGGCCGGAUUCAGUUGUUCCUCUGUUAUCCGAAAAAGAAUGGCCUAGUUUGUCGUCGAAAGAGGUGAAAAAACCGAUUUGGCCGGAUUUAAUGGAUCAGCGAUGGAUGCCACCUCCAGACGUUCCUCCACUGAUGCUGCACCUGAUUCAUUGUGGAGACGUCGAUUGCACAUAUCGUGGUAAACCUCAUGUACAUUCUGAGAACUCGUGCUGGCUUCUGUAA
Molecule: messenger RNA, 1320 nt
Organism: Necator americanus (New World hookworm)
Lineage: Eukaryota; Metazoa; Nematoda; Chromadorea; Rhabditida; Ancylostomatidae
Exons: 4
Coding region: 1-1320 (439 amino acids)
Source: RefSeq, a predicted model, not a curated record